Neoarthrinium moseri is the source of this 1641-nucleotide messenger RNA. RefSeq lists its product as uncharacterized. NCBI's taxonomy places the organism in Eukaryota, Fungi, Ascomycota, Sordariomycetes, Amphisphaeriales, Apiosporaceae. The record is from RefSeq and is a predicted model, not a curated record. The transcript has a single exon. Bases 1 to 1641 code for a protein of 546 amino acids.
AUGUCGUCGCUGCUGAAGCAACGGAUAUCCUCGCCUCUGGAGGCUGGGACAUCCAUCCUGGACUCGCAGAACCUGCCACCACAUCUCACGCAGGCCCUCGAGUACGCCUCCAAGAGGCUGUCUCGGAAGGCACUGCACAUCACCCUCGUGGUGAUCCGCAAAGAAUACCAGAUUCCGUCCUCCACAGUGCCUAGUGCAACCCCAACAUCGGCCGUCUCCUCUUCGCCAGCAUCCCCUGGCUUCGGGGUGGCGUCCUCGGGCCCUCUGUCGCCUUCGCGCUUCACAUCGCCUGUAGCUGGGCUCAGGCAACUCGUCCGCCGGGGCACCGGCAGUUCCAUCGCCUCCACAUCCUCCAGCGUCUCUGAGGCAUCUUCCAUCCGCAGCGCUGGAGCCUCGCCCACCUUCUCACCUCCACCUUCGGAAGGGUUCAGCAGCCCCCGGCGCUGGCCCAUGACACCCUGCACGCCGAUGACGCCGCACACACCUUCUUCGACCACGACCAGCACAUCGACCUCGUCCAGUGCUUCCUCAGCCCUCGGACCCAACCCCUUCGGGAUCCACCUCCUUUACACACACGCUCUGGACGCCCGAGCUGAGAAGACUCUGCGCCACACUAUCGCCAAGGCCGAACGCAAGUUCCAGACGGGGACAGGGUUCCUGCCUGCAGCCGCGUCGACAGCCUCGGCUGCCGGGCUUAGCGGAGACUUGGUCAGGCGCUCACUCCAGCAAAACGAAGUGCUCUUCAGUGGUGAGGGCCUGACCCUGCUAGGCCUCGACCGGCUCUACACAUUCAAGUCGGCACUGGCAGCGUAUGCCCGCACCACACUACCCCCGGGAAGCCUAAACUCUCCUGUGGGUGAGGGGGAGCGAGCCGCCAGGAUCGAGGAUGCGGUCGAUGAGCUCCGGCGGCUGGUCUUGUCAAGGGGCGGGAAACUCCUGGAGAGGCGAGAGCUGUACCGCUGGUAUGGCUGGAUCGGUGUCAGUGCCGGUGCUCUAGGCGACGUCGAGAAGAUGUAUCGAAGAGCAUACGGGGGCGUAGACCGUAUUGGGGCGUUCGAGGAUUACACACCUGUCGCGAGUCCCGUGCCUGCCGCUUCGAGUAAUGAGACGAAGGCGAGCGAGAAAUCAGACAAGAAACAGGACGACUGGCCGCUGAAAGAAACUACCGUGGAGGCCCCGAGGAGCAUUUCAGCAGGGAUUAUCAAGAUCGGCACACCACCAGGAUCCAAGGGUCCAGCGCUGAAGCUGCAAACCACGUUUGCGAAGCCGGUGGCUCAGAGGCCCGUAAUCAAAGAGCCUGUGCAGAAACCGCUAGGCGAAGUCAUGGAGCUCGAGAUCAAGAUCGAGGAGCUCGAGGCCAACGAAGAAGACGACGACCUGACAGCCAAACCUGCACUUCCGGGCAUGUCGUUCUGGAACGGACUUGGCGCAUCCAUCGAUGGGAUGAUGCUGAACGGCCACGACCACCAGCAAGAAGUCAUCUCGCCCGUGAUCGAAAGGAUCUCGCGGACCAGCCGGAUGGGGCCGGUCACCCCUAACGGCUAUGAUGACAUUUCACCUGUCACGAGAGGUGAAUGGGGCUUUCUGUUCUCGGGUGACGGAUGGAAAAGGGGCAAGACAGCCGCGGUGGAGACAUGCUGA